This is a messenger RNA of Trichophyton verrucosum HKI 0517, 348 nucleotides long. RefSeq names its product transformer-SR ribonucleoprotein, putative. The coding region runs from base 1 to 348 and encodes 115 amino acids. The record is from RefSeq and is a predicted model, not a curated record. Gene Ontology annotation, biological process: positive regulation of mRNA splicing, via spliceosome. NCBI's taxonomy places the organism in Eukaryota, Fungi, Ascomycota, Eurotiomycetes, Onygenales, Arthrodermataceae. The transcript has a single exon. Gene Ontology annotation, cellular component: spliceosomal complex. Gene Ontology annotation, molecular function: RNA binding.
AUGAAGAAUGCGGAUGAUGAAGAGGGAGCUCAAAACACAGGCACCAACCUGUUUGUAACUGGGAUCCAUCCCCGUCUGAGUGAAGCAGACGUGACUCGUCUCUUUGAGAAAUAUGGUGAGGUGGAAAACUGCUCUAUCAUGCUUGAUCCUCACACCAAGGAGUCGCGUGGAUUCGGGUUUGUGAACAUGGCUACUCCUGACCAGGCAGAAGCGGCCAGAGAGGGUCUACAGGGCGAGGUAAUCGACGGACGUACCUUGAGCAUCGAAAAGGCUCGCCGUAGCCGCCCUAGAACCCCUACGCCCGGAAAGUACUUUGGGCCUCCCAAGCGCGGUAUAGUCUCACCCUAA